Molecule: messenger RNA, 3583 nt
Organism: Rhincodon typus (whale shark)
Lineage: Eukaryota; Metazoa; Chordata; Chondrichthyes; Orectolobiformes; Rhincodontidae
Gene: lats2
Product: large tumor suppressor kinase 2
Exons: 8
Coding region: 1-3186 (1061 amino acids)
Biological process (GO): regulation of organ growth; positive regulation of apoptotic process; peptidyl-serine phosphorylation
Cellular component (GO): nucleus; spindle pole
Molecular function (GO): protein binding; ATP binding; protein serine/threonine kinase activity
Source: RefSeq, a predicted model, not a curated record
AUGACAGAGUCUUCAGAGGGAUAUAGUCUCUCCAGUAGUAAGAAAGUUCUUCCUGAUAUUCCCUUGCAUCUCUUGCUCAAAAUUUUAGAUCUGUGUCCCUUGAUUCCGGAAAUGGCAAUCCGAGCACUGAAGCAGACUGGCAGCAGAAACAUAGAAGCUGCUCUAGACUUCAUAAGUAAGAUGGGCUAUCUGGACCCUAGGACUGAACGGAUCGUAAGAGUUAUUAAGCAAACAUCACCAGGAAAAAAUAUUGGAUCACAUCCUCUUGAUCGUAGGCCAAGUUUUGAAGGAUCAAAUGACUCUUUGUCUACCUAUCACCAGAUGGGCAAUCCAAUGUAUGAUUUAGCAGAUACUGGAGCUGCAAAUGCACCGAAUAUGAAUUUUUUAGUUGCUGCUGGACAAGCUAUUACAGUCAACACUCCAGGGCAAAGGUGCUCCCCCUUAGGACCUCACUCUGCAAUUGGUGGACAGAAUCCUCCAUCAAAUGCUAUGUUCCCAUCCACAACCUGUGAUAUUAAACAUCAACAAAUACCGUUUUCAGCCAAAGGAGAAACAGGCCAAUCUGUUCAAAUGAUAAAUUACACUCUUUCAAAUCACAGCGGCCAACCAAUUGCAUUGCAAAGCCCUCAAGUGUCAAGCAAUCCACAUUAUUUGAGGCAGCAUUUAAUGGCUCAAGGAGAAAAUAAUGUCCCCUUAGGUUAUGCUGUCCAAAGAAGUUCAUCUUUCCAAAACAAGUUGCAACAAGAAGGAAAUUAUGGAACCCUUCAUAAUAAAAGCCCUGUUACUCAAGGCAUUCCUGGCCAGACGUUCCAACAACCUCCAACAGUUUUAUACUUGCCUCAGUCCCAUCAUAGACAACAAAGUCCUACAUCUCCUCAAAUACAAAUGUUAUCAAGCCUAACUUCUUCAUUUGGAAAUGAGUUUUCAGAACUUGCUCCAAAUAUGAUCACACCCUCAAGAAAUAGCCUCAACAUGGACAUUUUUGAUAUUAAUCCUUCCCAGGUGCAACAUUGGCAAGUACCGUCUCUAUCAAGGAGGGAUUCCUUGCAGAACACUGGACUAGAAACAUUGCCAAGACCAGCUAGCCAUCUUAGGCCAGAUAGCCAAAUUCCAAACAGAACUAAUUCGUUCAACAAUCAAAUUCAAACUUCACCAUCUGUGAGACAAAUUCAAACCAGCAAAACAGAAUCAUCCCUAAACACUACCAACACUAUUACAGCAGUAACAUCAACCCCUAUUCUUCAACCUGUGAAGAGCAUUCGAGUUCCAAGACCUGAACCUCAAACUGCUGUAGCACCUUCACAUCCAGCAUGGUUGCAGAAUCAGGGUACAGACAGCAAUGAUACAAUGGAGCAAAAAUCCUUGGCACGAGCUGGAGCAGCAGCCUAUGUCCUUGAACCUGAUGAUUACAGUAUGAAAGAGAUUAGAUGUCUUCCACCACCAUAUCCAAAACAUUUAUUACUUCAGAACAAUGCAGAGCAAUUUGAUGCUAACUCUGUGUCCAUGGAUGUGGAGCAGUGUAUCAGUGGUGUUCACAGUUUGACAUGCAAUAAAACUGAGGACAGCAACAAUGAGAAAAGUGAGAAAUGUAGCAAGCCUAAUAAACCAGAGAAGACAGGAAAGGACAAAAAACGUAUUCAAACAUCCCCUGUGCCGUUUCGCAAAAAUAAGGGUGAAGAGAAAAGGGAAUCGCGAAUUAAGAGUUACUCCCCUUUUGCUUUUAAAUUUUUCAUGGAACAACAUGUAGAAAAUAUCAUGAAAACAUAUCAGCAAAAAUUGAACAGAAGGCUACAGUUGGAGCAAGAGAUGUCAAAGGCAGGACUAUCCGAGGCAGAACAGGAGCAGAUGAGGAAAAUGCUUAAUCAGAAAGAGUCUAAUUACAACAGACUGAAAAGAGCAAAAAUGGAUAAGUCACUCUUUGUAAAAGUUAAGACACUGGGAGUUGGUGCCUUUGGGGAGGUCUGCCUAGCUCAAAAGGUGGAUACCAAUGCUCUGUAUGCAAUGAAAACCCUACGGAAAAAGGAUGUGCUCAGUCGUAAUCAAGUGGCCCAUGUGAAAGCAGAGAGAGAUAUUCUGGCUGAAGCUGACAAUGAAUGGGUGGUCAAGCUCUACUAUUCUUUUCAAGAUAAGGAAAAUUUAUAUUUCGUGAUGGACUACAUCCCAGGUGGAGAUAUGAUGAGUCUCUUGAUACGAAUGGGAGUUUUUCCUGAGUCACUGGCAAGGUUCUAUAUUGCAGAAUUGACUUUAGCUAUUGAGAGCGUUCACAAAAUGGGAUUUAUUCACAGGGAUAUUAAACCCGACAACAUCCUUAUUGAUCUUGAUGGACACAUUAAGCUCACAGACUUCGGUCUUUGUACUGGAUUUAGGUGGACUCAUGAUUCCAAAUACUAUCAGAAAGGGAGUCAUAUGAGACAGGACAGCAUGGAACCAAGUGAUCUCUGGGGAGAUUUGUCUGACUGUAAGUGUGGUGACAGAUUAAAGACCCUCGAACAGAGGGCUGCCCGACAACACCAAAGAUGUCUAGCCCACUCAUUGGUUGGAACUCCAAACUACAUAGCUCCUGAGGUUCUGUUACGAAAAGGAUACACUCAACUUUGUGACUGGUGGAGUGUGGGAGUUAUACUGUUUGAAAUGUUAGUAGGGCAGCCUCCUUUUCUUGCUCCAACACCUGCAGAAACUCAAAUUAAGGUGAUAAAUUGGGAGAGCACACUCUACAUUCCUCCACAAGUAAAGCUUAGUUCUGAGGCAACAGAUCUCAUCAUAAAGCUCUGUUGCGGAGCCAGUGACAGAUUGGGUGGAAAUGGAACAGAUGAAAUUAAGGGUCAUCCUUUUUUUAUUUCUAUUGAUUUUUCUGAAGACAUCCGCAGACAACCAGCACCUUAUGUCCCAAAGAUAAGCCAUCCCAUGGACACUUCCAACUUUGACCCAAUAGAAGAAGAGAACUCAUGGAAUGACAGCAGUAAUAGCACCAAAACAUCUGACACACUAACUAGUCAUGUUAGUGGCAAUAAACAUCCAGAACAUGCAUUUUAUGAGUUCACCUUCCGAAGAUUCUUUGAUGACAAUGGUUAUCCAUUUCGGUAUCCAAAACCCUUGGACAAUGGUGAGCCCAAAGAGAAUCAGACAGAGAUGAGUCAGAGGAAUUCUGUUGACCAUGGUGAAAGCUAUCAGCCUGUAUAUGUUUAAAAUUUAUAUAUAACAUGUAAAAUUUUUCUGUUACGCCAUUUGAAACAGUGCAACACAGUAUAGAAAUGAAGAUUGAUUGUUGAAAACAGGAAGCACUUACUUUGUGGUAUAUUGUGCCCUCUAGGAACGAUUAUUGAGUCCCUGCUGCUGAAUGUGUUCUUUGAAAAAUGUGCGAUAUUUAACAUCAACAUUAAUCUUAAAGCAGAGAGUACAGCUCUAUAUAAAUAAUAAAUGACAACAAACUUUGAAUACAUCUGGAACAUAUAGACAGGAUUGCGAAUAUAUGGAGAAAACUGUAAGAGGUUUUCUGGCUACGUGCAAUAAUAUGUAAAUCAUUAUGUUUUUAUAUAUAGUGCAAUUGGUAACUAAGACAAUAAAAGUACAAUUAUCUUAUAAA